This is a messenger RNA of Contarinia nasturtii (swede midge), 1675 nucleotides long. Its product is annotated as dimethylaniline monooxygenase [N-oxide-forming] 3-like. Gene Ontology annotation, molecular function: NADP binding; flavin adenine dinucleotide binding; N,N-dimethylaniline monooxygenase activity. The record is from RefSeq and is a predicted model, not a curated record. The transcript is spliced from 8 exons. The coding region runs from base 269 to 1438 and encodes 389 amino acids. NCBI's taxonomy places the organism in Eukaryota, Metazoa, Arthropoda, Insecta, Diptera, Cecidomyiidae.
CUAAAUACGUAUAUCAAUUUGGAACACGUUUACAGCUGUGGAUACAUCUGAAAUUGUGUUUGCUUUCAAAACCUAUAACGUCAUAACUUUUAAACUUGGCAAACUAAGUAGAGUAUAAAAAAAUUGUGGAGUAAGAACAUUUUUCAACAAGGAACUCUUUUGCAGCUCUGAAUAAAACGUUUUAAAACGUGUAACAUAAUAGCGAGUGGAGUUGGCAAUCCAAGAAGACAGAGUGGGAGUCAAUAUAGUGUUUAUUAUAGAAAACAGAAUGAUGGUUUCGUCAAAAGGAAGAUGGAUUAUUUUGGCAUUCGUUCUGAAUUCAUUGAGUUCAUGUAAAUCCUUGAAAAUAGCUGUAAUUGGAGCCGGUGCAUCAGGUCUAGCUGCUGCAAAAAAUGCCAUCGAACAAGGACACAUAGUAGAUGUCUUCGAAAAGACCGGACAGCUUGGUGGAAUAUGGUACUAUACAGACGAUGUCGGAUUCGAUGAAUACGAUGUUGAAAUUCAUACUCCGAUGUAUAAGCAACUAAGCGCUACAACACCGUGUGAAUGGAUGGAGUUUCCGGGCUUUGACUUCCAAUGCGAAACAGAAACGCAUCCAGAUCGUGAAAGUGUCUGGAAUUACUUGCACGCCUAUGCCACGUAUUACAACAUAACAAAUCGAUUAUUUUUACAUCGUAAAGUUGAAAAUGUUCGUUUAAUGUCCAACGGCGAAUGGGAAGUAUUCGUAAAGAAUAUGCCCGACAAUAAGCAAUUGGAAAAACAUACAUAUGACCAUAUUUUUAUUUGCUCUGGUGUUGCUUCUAAUCCACGUAUACCAACCUUUAGAGAUUUAAAUUUAUUCGAAGGACUUAAAAUACACAGUCGUUUCUACCGUGAACCUGAAACAUUUAGAGGCAAAAAUGUACUAAUCAUCGGUUCAGGAGCAUCGAGUUUGGAUAUUACUCGUCAACUUAAAGGCGUUGCUCGGAAAGUAGUGAAAAGCACGCAUUCUACCAUUGCUCCAACGGCAUCACCUGGUUCAAUCAUCAUAUUUAAGGGUGAAGUACGACGUUUUGGAAAAAAUGCAGUUAAAUUUAAAGAUGGUUCCUGGGAAAAAAUCUCCGUAGUUAUCUUCGCAACAGGCUAUCUUUUUGAUUAUCCAUUUUUGGAUUCAACAAACUCCGGAAUUGUCACAAAUGGAGUUUAUGUUGCGCCGUUGUAUAGGCAAAUUUUAAACAUUGAAAAUCCUACAAUGGCUUUUGUCGGUAUCCCCACCUGUGUCAGACAAAAUCCAAUGUAUGACUUGCAGGCACGUUUUGCAUUAAAAUUCUGGACUGGAGUCAAGCAAUUGCCAUCGAUUGAUCACAUGAUGGAGGACGCAAAUAGAGUAGCAAAUAGAAAUCAUCCUCAUAAAUUGGGACUUUAUCAAGCGCAAUACUUUGAUGAAUUGGAUAUUUGAUAAGAACGAGUUAAAAUCAAUUCAGUAAAGCCAAAUUUAUGAAAUGAUGAUAUUUGUUUAUCUUGAUAAUGAAAAAUUUCAAAUCAAAUCUUUGUAUUCAUUACGUUGAUAUAUACGCAAUCUAGGGAGUAGACACAAACUAGAAAACUAAAAAAACUAAGAAAAAUUAGCAAUACUAAAGCCCGUGUCUCCCCCCUAUAGCAAUAAAAUGAAAUUAUUGAUGUUGAAAAGUGAAAA